Messenger RNA from Talaromyces marneffei, 360 nucleotides. RefSeq lists its product as uncharacterized. Lineage: Eukaryota; Fungi; Ascomycota; Eurotiomycetes; Eurotiales; Trichocomaceae. The record is from RefSeq and is a predicted model, not a curated record. The transcript has 2 exons. Bases 1 to 360 code for a protein of 119 amino acids.
AUGUCAGACUCAUCCUCACCACCACCACCACGUCGUCAUUGGAACGGCCCCGUCGGUGCACGCCACGAACAUCAAAAUGUAUGGAUGAACGGUGGCGUCCGAUCACUCGCUCCCUCAGCGCCAUGGUCAGGUUGGGACGCCGACAAGAAGCGUCGCGACUCCGAAUCAUCCACGGGGUCAACCGGAAGCAGGCGCUCCAGUGGCAGCGGGAAAACACUUUUCGAGACUCUAAACUCCCAGAAGAGAGGAAGUGUCUCGACCCCGGUUCAGGAACAGAGAAAUAAGAGCUAUGCAGAGAUGUCACCUGAGAAGGGAUUCUUUGCGAAGUGGUGGUAUGGGUAUACGACGGGGUCAAAGUGA